UACACAAGCCAACUUAACAAAGGGAAAAUGGCGGUGGUGGUGAUGAUGGUGGUACUGCUCCUCCACACACUUAUGAUCAUCAUCAGUACUAUACUAAUUGUGUCUGCCGCCGGUGCUCUGAAUCCAAUGUGUGGUUCCGACGAGUUUGUCUACUGUAGUUCGGCGGGCGACUUCGCCGACGGGGUAACCCAGCGUGCUGUGAUGGAGGAGAUCAUCAUGCUACCAUUUUGCUAAAUAUCAUAGCUAGAAAGCUAGCAAUGAUGCUUAAAAACUUUGGGAUGAUUUUACUCUUUUAGGUGCAUUAUAAACAUGGGAUGAAUUAUUCACCCAGAAAAUGCGUCUGAUUUGAUUAUCGGUUUUAAUGCAAAAUGAUUCUGUGAGGCGACUAAUGACUAAUGAGAAAGAUUAUGGUCAAACAAAGAAUUCUACAACGGUGGUAUUGCUCUCAUCAAUAAAGAAAAAUAUAUUAGUUUGCCUGUAGUGAGUGUGAAUUAUUCUACAAGGGCGUUAUUGGGAUCAACUUAUUCUUAAUAAUUAAACUUUCUCAUAGUAACUCGAGUGGAGUUAUUGGGAUCAACUUAUUCCUGACAUGAUAUCUGAAUAUUCUAUAGUCAGUGGCUGAUCCAUGGGGCUUUAGGGUGUCCCGGGACAUCCCUAAAAUUUAGGAACGCGAUGAUUCAACUCCCGAUAGUAGUUUACAAAUAGGUAAAAAAAAUAUUUAAGUGGUGGGGGACAAUCCUAAAAUUUGGAAAAAUGAUUAUAAUCGCCUAAUAGUAGUUUGUGUAUGGGUAAAUAUAAACAUUUAAGUGGUUG
Messenger RNA from Linum trigynum, 813 nucleotides. NCBI's taxonomy places the organism in Eukaryota, Viridiplantae, Streptophyta, Magnoliopsida, Malpighiales, Linaceae. The record is from the annotation of a GenBank genome assembly.